Molecule: messenger RNA, 2707 nt
Organism: Ilex paraguariensis (yerba mate)
Lineage: Eukaryota; Viridiplantae; Streptophyta; Magnoliopsida; Aquifoliales; Aquifoliaceae
Source: the annotation of a GenBank genome assembly
ACAUUCGACUCUCCGUUUACAAUAACAAGUAAACAACUCUCUCUCUCUGUCUCUGUCCGCGCGUGUGGCUUUGGGAGUUUGUAGAAUUUGAAGUUUGAAUUCCGCUUUCAGAAUCGCUUUUGCUUUCUUUCUAAUUCAUUUGCCGCUCUUCUCUCACUUUCUUCCGCAGAUUAUGUAAAAUAUAAACAAUAAUUAUAUUUUAGACUCUUCUUCAAAAUAUUAUUAUAGCGAUCAGUUGCCCACCCCUGUCUGUGCCUCUCCUGUUUUGUCUCAUCUGUGUUGUGUUUGUGUGUAUACCUUCUGUUUCAUUCUGGUCUGCUUGUGUACACACUUACUUUCUUCCAUUGUUGCUCUCAACCCACAUAUCUUGGAAUUUCAGGGAUGUUGGCAUGGAUUUUGCAACCUUAAGCAGAUCAUUCUGAUCGGCAGUGAAAUUACUUGGAAAACAUCAGAGAAGGGGGUGAUUGAAAUUACUUUUUUUUUUUAACAUCAGACAAUGGAAAAUUAUGAAGUACUAGAGCAGAUUGGCAAAGGUUCCUUUGCUUCUGCUCUACUCGUGAGGCAUAGACAUGAAAAGAAGAAGUAUGUCCUCAAGAAAAUCCGCCUUGCUCGCCAGACUGAGAGGACCCGCAGAUCUGCCCGCCUGGAGAUGGAGCUUAUUUCUAAGGUGCAAAAUCCAUAUAUUGUGGAGUACAAAGAUUCCUGGGUAGAAAAGGAUUGCUAUGUGUGCAUCAUUAUAGGGUAUUGUGAAGGAGGGGACAUGGCCGAAGCUAUUAAAAGAGCAAAUUGUGUUCAUUUUCCUGAAGAGAAGCUUUGUAAGUGGCUAGUCCAACUCCUGAUGGCGCUUGAUUACCUGCACACAAACCAUAUUCUUCAUCGUGAUGUUAAGUGUUCAAAUAUAUUUCUGACAAAAGAGCAAGACAUACGUCUAGGUGAUUUUGGUCUUGCUAAACUGUUGACUUCUGAUGAUCUUGCUUCAUCGGUGGUGGGUACUCCUAGUUACAUGUGCCCUGAACUUCUUGCUGAUAUACCUUAUGGUUACAAGUCGGAUAUCUGGUCUUUAGGAUGCUGUAUAUAUGAAAUGACUGCUCACAGGCCAGCCUUCAAAGCUUUCGAUAUUCAAGCUUUGAUCAACAAAAUAAACAAGUCCAUAGUUGCUCCACUUCCGACAAUGUAUUCUGGUGCAUAUCGAGGGCUUGUUAAGACUAUGCUGCGGAAAAAUCCAGAACUUAGACCCAGUGCAGCAGAUUUGCUCAGGCACCCACAUCUUCAGCCCUACGUCCUCAACAUCCAUCUCAACUUCAACAGCCCUAGACGGCAUACUUUCCCAAUCCAAUGGCGUGAUUCCAACUAUGUAAAGAAAACUAGAUUUCUCGAGUCUGAGGCUGUUACCGUGUUUACUGAGCGAGAGAAAACAAGAUCAUUUAGCAAUGACAGGUUCCUGAACCCUAGCACAUCUGAAACUGAACAGGACUCGCUGUGUUCUCCCCAAAGAGCACAUGAUUUUCAAAGCUCUUUGAAUAAGAGGUUCUCUGAGUUGUCUGUUGGCAGCGUCAGUGAAGAUAUAGGUUUUGAGAAGUUAGUGUCCACAAAACUGUCAAAUGUUGCCAAAGCUUCAAGAUUGACUCCAUCAAAAUCUUCUUCUACUCCAAGGAGGCAGACAGCUUCAUCAAAGAUAUCCAACGUUGGUGCAACUCGAGAUUUGCUUUCAGUCUCGCGUACUCCAGCUAGCAAAACUUUCCGAUCAACACGCAGAGCAUCUCUUCCAUUGUCAAAGGAAGUUGUGACACUGGAAUCACCUUAUAGAUCCAGUGUCGGUCUCCUCUGCAGGGUUGAGUCUCCAGAUGUUUCUGUCAAUGCUCCACAAAUUGAUAAAAUAACCGAAUUCCCCAUACCCUCUUCUGAAGAUCGCCUCUUGCCCAUCCGUCGAACAUCAUCAACAUCUGUGCAAUGCUCUUCCAGUUCAACAAACAGUGCGGACCGCUCAAUCACAAAAGACAAGUGUACAGUUCAAGUUCUGGACAGAACUACUGCCAGACCGCGUGUUGCUGAUGCUGAUAAGAAAGUUGGACCGAAUGAAAGUGAAUGCUCAGAGCAGAAUGCAACCAUUGGCAUUUCAAGCCGUUUGUCAUCAGAUUCUCGGCAGCGUAGGUUCGACACUUCAUCGUACCAACAACGUGCGGAGGCAUUAGAAGGGUUGCUUGAGUUCAGUGCUCAACUCAUGCAGCAAGAACGGCUUGAAGAGCUCGCAGUGUUAUUGAAGCCGUUUGGGCCUGGGAAGGUGUCUCCCAGGGAAACUGCUAUUUGGCUGACAAAGAGCUUCAAGGAGACUGUUGUCAAGCCUGAAGCUUAGUAUCAUGUGAUUUUUCCCACUUUUAAACUACCACUAGUGUUGAUGGUACUGUGCUGCAUUGCUUGGAGAUUAGCUUCACUGACAUGUUGAGUGGAAUUGUCCUGUCAUUGGAGGGGUCAGAUGCUAAUUUUAGCAAUCUUGUCUCACUAAUAUCUCGUAAGUGGAGUAUCAAAUGUAAGCAUGCAUGCUUACUUCUAGUUAACACAACUUGUGUGUUUUAAACCUGCGAUGUCUUGGUCAUAAUGACAUAACUUUUUGAAACAAUUUGCAUAAGUAGCAUCAUACACUAAAUUGGCUAUAAUAUUUGUUUUUUUCUUCUUGCUUAGCAUUCAUUCACUAUUAAUGAGUUUGGGG